Podospora anserina S mat+ is the source of this 1827-nucleotide messenger RNA. RefSeq lists its product as uncharacterized. NCBI's taxonomy places the organism in Eukaryota, Fungi, Ascomycota, Sordariomycetes, Sordariales, Podosporaceae. The transcript is spliced from 2 exons. Gene Ontology annotation, molecular function: oxidoreductase activity, acting on CH-OH group of donors; flavin adenine dinucleotide binding. The coding region runs from base 1 to 1827 and encodes 608 amino acids. The record is from RefSeq and is a predicted model, not a curated record.
AUGGCUGCUGUUGACCUUGAGAAGCCGUUCGACUAUGUCGUUGUUGGCGGCGGCACUGCCGGCCUCGUCAUCGCCAACCGGCUCUCCGAAGACAGCGAUGUCCGUGUUCUUGUCAUCGAGGCCGGUGCAGACCGUAGCAGUGACCCCCUGGUUCUUUGCCCGGGUCUUGUUGCCGGCUUGUACGGCAAGGAUGAAUACGACUGGAACUUCACAUCAACACCCCAGCCUACCCUGAACAACAGGGUCAUCAACCAAGCUCGCGGGAAGAUGCUUGGUGGCAGCUCGGCCCUCAACUUCCUCAUGCUGUUGUAUCCUUCCAAGGGCAACAUUGACGCCUGGGCAGCCCUGGGCAACGAGGGCUGGGACUUUGACUCUCUUGCUCCCUACCUGCGCAAGUUUGCAACCGUCCACACUCCUCCCCAGUCAUCCAAGGACCUCUGCGGGUUAACCUAUCACAAUGAGGACCUCGCCAAAGGUGACGGGCCCAUCCACGUCACUUUCAGUGAAGGUUACAAUGUAACCAACCAAGCUUGGUUGAAGACCUUUGCUGGACAAGGCCUUGAGGUCACCACGGAUCCUCGUGAUGGAAGGGCAUUGGGUGCCUUCCAGAACCAGGCCAGCAUUGAUCCAGUAACACACACCAGAAGUUUCGCAGCCACAGGCUAUUACAACCCAGAGGUUGCGAAGCGAUCCAACUUGGUGGUUCUCACCGAGACUUUGGUGGAAAAGAUUGUCUUUGACACCACGGGAGAUGAGCCUGUUGCCACUGGUGUUGAGAUUUUGACCAAGGAUGGUGAGAAGAAGCAGAUAUCUGCCAACCUCGAAGUCAUCCUGUCGGCUGGUACCCUGCAGUCACCCCAGAUUCUGGAGCUUUCCGGUAUUGGAAGCAAGGACAUCCUCGAGAAGCACAACAUUCCCGUCAUUGUUGAGAACCCCAGCGUGGGCGAGAACGUGCAAGACCACCCCAUUGUAUGCCAGAGCUUCGAGGUCGCCGAUACGACCCCGUCAGGGGAUGUCCUCCGUGACCCCAACGUUCUCAACGCUCUGGUAGGCAUGUACCAGGCCUCCGGCGCCGGACCUCUCGGCCAGAGCACCAUCAGCGUAGCCUACUCCCCCCUCGUCGACGGCUCCGGCAUCGUCUCCCCCGAGGCCAAGAAGGAGCUCCUCGCCUCCCACGAGCACACCCUCACCACCCCGGACGCGCAAGCCAUCAGAAAACUCGUCGAGUCCCCCGACGAGGCCACCUUCCAGUUCCUGCUCUUCCCCACCCAGGUCUCCAUCCCCGACGUCCCCAAGUCCAUGGCCGAGUACAUCCUCCCGGUCCUCCCCGAGAACUACAUCACCGUCAUGACCAUCCUCAACCACCCCUUCUCCCGCGGCAGCGUGCACAUCUCCAGCCCCGACGUCCACGCCGCCCCGGUAUGGGACCCAAAGUACAACUCCAACCUCCUCGACAUGGAGCUCCUCGCCCGCGGCGUCGAGUUUGUCGAGCGGCUCGUCGACAAGUCGACGCCGUUUGGCAAGCUGCUCAAGGACGGGGGGAAGAGGCAGCCGGAGGGGCUUGUGGCGACGGAUCUGGAAAAGGCAAAGGAAAUUGUCCGCAAGAGGCAGAUCUCCGUGUUUCAUGUGUCUGGCAGCUGCGCCAUGAAGCCAAGGGAGCAGGGCGGUGUGGUGGAUGCGAGGUUGAGGGUGUACGGGACCAAGAGGCUUAGGGUGGUGGACGCGAGCGUUUUCCCGCUGGAGCCGGUGGGAAAUAUUCAGAGUGUGGUUUAUGCUGUUGCGGAGAAGGCGGCGGAUUUGAUCAAGGAGGAUAGGAAGAGCUUGUAA